CGCACGGAAAGCAUGAAAUGCGAACACGCCUUUACGUGUCCCGAGGGCGGAAGAAGACGGCGGCGUGCAUCCCGGAGUGAAAGGGGCGCGCUAAAUGCAGUAGCAGGAUGGUCCGGUUAUUGAGUGUAGCCUGCAGGCAGAGCUGGUCGCGCGCUGCUGUUGUCGGGAGUGAUUUGUAAUUAAAUGUGGUACCCGGUGUAUUGGUGACGUGGGCGCUGAAGUGGCGCGAGAGAGCGACGGGGGCGGAACCUCGCUGGGUCUCCGGCUGAACACUGGGGGUGGGGGGGUUCUCGGCUUCACUGGCAGUAGGGAAACGCACUCAACAGCUGGAGGAGAGCGUCGCCGGAACACCCCGAUGAUUACAGAACGUCUCCAGUCGUCAGGAGAAGCAAGAUGAUUGACACCUCUCUCCUGCCGAUCUUGAAGGGCGAAAGAGCCGUCCCUCCGUCAGUCAGAGUAUGGCUGUUUCAAUAGCGGGAGGCAGCGGAAGAGCAUCGGGAAUGGAAUCCCCGCGGGAAAGCGCAAGGCUCGGUUGUCAGGCUCGCGACGACCAGAGCGGAUAAGCUGUAGUCUUUUCUCGUGACAAGGACAGGGAUACGAAGGAAAGGAAAAGAUCAAAACAACUGGCGUCAAAAAAAAAAAAAAAAAAAAAGAAAGAAAAAAGACACGCGCCAUGGGGAUACAACACCUUUUGCUACUUUUGAUAUAUUUGGACCCGCUGAAUGUAUUAUGUGCAGCUACGGGAAAGAAAAAUAAGAACGUCCCCAAGCGGAAUCAGAAGGCGAAAGAACUGAAUACCACCGUCGUACCAACGGCGACUCCCCGCAGGAUCACGCAGGUCCAGCCGCCCGCCACCGGCAACCACGAGACGUGCCUGGGUUACUACGACGUGAGCGGGCAGUUCGACAAAGAGUUCGAAUGCAACAACACCGACCACCGAUACUGCUGUGGGAGUUGCUUCCUGCGCUUCUGUUGUCAAUUUAAGGGGAACCGUUUAGAUCAGAAGACCUGUACAAACUACAACACACCCGAGUGGGUGAAAACUCAGCCUCCCUCACCUGUGCCCACAGGUGACACUUAUGAUCCAAAUCUGGAUCAAACGAACACAACGGUCUACAUCACCUGUGGGGUCAUAGCUUUUAUAAUCACCCUUGGGAUUUCUGCAAAAGUGGCCUAUGACAAAGCGACAAGACCUCCACAGGAAAUGAAUGUUCACAGGGCCCUGGCCGACAUCCUGCGGCAGCAGGGGCCCGUGCCGAUAUCGCAGUACGAGCAGGAGAACAUGACGUCGGUGACGGACGGCUCGCCCAAGGAGAACACGCCCAUGAGGACCGCCAAGAACCACUACACGCCCGUCCACGGGAUCAAGCCCAACCACGGUCACUACGGGAAGGAGAAUUUCCGGAGCGGGGUCCAGGACCACAACUUCAUCUCCUCCGGCUUCGUCACCCUGGGACGGGGGCAGCUCAAAGCACAGCACUCCAUAGACCUCAGCGGACAGAUGUCCUGGCAGGACGAGCUGGAUGUCCCGACGUCCUACAGCGACCACCAAUACAGUUACAAUCACCUGGAGCUCCCCCACACACCUAAAAUCGAGAAAAAACGGAUGAACAACAUCCUGACCUCUCAGACCGAACCGUAUGACCUGUCCUUCUCCCGGUCCUACCAGAACCUCUCCCACCUGCCACCCUCUUACGAGGUAGCCCUGAAACCGGACCUGACGGAUAAGGACGUGGAGGACUACUACGCGAGGAAGCGCCGGCUCCAGCACGCCAUAACGAUCUGCCAGGAGCCGGACCUGCCCCCGCCGCGGCACCGCCAGAGGCCCCGGCGGGUGCAGAGGGCCCUGUCCCAGGACCACGUGCUGUCCCCCGAGGCCACGCCCACCCACCACUACGGCCUGUCCUCCUACGGCGGCCGCAUCCUGUCCGAGGAGCAGCUGCUGUCCGCCGAGCGGCUCCACUCCCAGGACCCCCUGCUCUCGCCCGACGGCAUGCUGUCGCUCAGGCGCGCCAACUUCCGCCAGAAGGCCAUGUCGCGGGCGCUGUCCCACACGGACAUGUUCGUGCCCACCACGCCCGUCAUGGACCGCUACAAGAUGACCAAAAUGCACUCCCACCCCAGCGCGUCCAGCGACUCGUACAACACCCUGACCGUCAACCACAACCCGACCGCGUCCAAGAGGCAGGCCUUCGCCUCGCGGCGGACCCACACGGUCGACCACCUCCAGUACAUCCCCGGACACGCCCACCAAUACCGCACGGCCAGCAAGACUGAAGUAACUGUCUGACCAGCAGGGGGCGCAAGGAUUACAUUGCUUACCUACAGAAAAAUUUAAAAACUCUGGGGAGUCCUUAGAUAUUUUGGGGGGCGACCCUUGGCGAUCCAAGGGGCCGGGGCGGCGUCAUUGCGGGGCCUCUUGCGAUUUCUGGGGCGAGCCCUUUUUUUGUCGUUGUCGCCUUCGAUUUUGAAUUUCCGUUAUUUUUUCGAAUAAACAAUAACUAGCCAACAGACUGAAUUAUUUGCUUACAGCACCAGCCAGCUCUCCAGCCCGUUCCAUUCUUUUUGUUGGCGUCUUAAAUGUGAAACUUUCGGCAGUUUCUUGCGGAAGGAUGCUGUUCUUUUCCACGCGUCGGGCAACAUCGAAGGGCUUCACAUCAUCGCACCCGGGGGGGACGGACGCAACUUUGGGGUCCAGAGACUAUUUUUAGGUGUGCAGACCUGGAGUCAACCUGUAUUAAAUUUAUACAUAUAUAAAUAUACUGACUAUUUGUACUUCCAGACCUUGUCAUAGCUUUAGAGAAUCUUUAGAGAACUACGAAAGUGUUUAGACCUUCUGCCGGUGCCUCAGCAAAACAACCCAUUUCAAUAUGGAAGUGGCUAUAUGGGUUAAAAAGCACAAUCAAUCCAUCAGAAGUUAUUCUUUUACGUUUCCUUCGUUCACAGGUUGCUCUCUGCUAACGGUUUUCAGCUCAUUAUCGAAAACAAACCUGCCAGUGUGGUUUCCUUUCUGCGUAGAUGAAUGUAAAUAUGCUACGGUAGCAGCAGCCAACCUUUUCAUAUACUUCUCAUAGACAUCAGCCACAAUAUCAAAUAUGACCACCCAGUAAACCAACUACGGAUGUGUCAAAGGAGCACCAUAAUGUGUUUGUAUGUAUGUGUGUGUGUGUGUUUGGGGGGGGUGUGUGUGAGGUGGAUGUGUGUGUGUGUGUGUGUGUUUUAUAAUGUUUAUAGAAUGAAAAGCGACUAUUGACAUCUCAGAGGGGAACUAUAAUGUGUGUGUGGGUGUGUAUGUGUUCAUGGGUUUGUGUGUGUUUGUGUGAGGUAUGUGCAUGUGAGGUGUGUGUGUUUUAAUGUUUGUAAAAUGAAAAAGCAAAUGAACAAAGUUGUUGACAGCCAGCUUGUGCAGUACACUGACUGACAUGUGAACAGUACCUGAACAGUUAUUCUUAGCGUAGUUCUUUUUUUUUUUUUUUUAAUUAACAAAAAGUGAAAAAUUAUUCAAUUUUUCAUUUUCUUACCCUACAUAUCUGUGCUUGACCGGGAAAAGCUGCUUUCGCUUUCCCAGAACGGUAACGCUUUUUGUGGUUGCAUAUAAAUUACCGCAGGUGUCAAAUGGAAUAGUAAUAGUCAUUGUGCAAUAGUUUACAUCGUUAGAGCUGUCGACGUACCCGAAAACAAUCAACAAAGAGACGCGUCCUGAUUGGUAGCUAAGGAGGGAAUAAACUGUGAAUCGUUUGAGACGUUUUGAUUAAAGCAAUGCCUUAUCUUACGGAGUCCCAUUCAACGCUCGUAAGCUCAGACUCUUGUCAUAUCCUACAUUGUGAUUCAUGUUAAUUAUAAUGGGAGCUGGCCUUGAGCAUUCACUUUCCUUUACGACUUCAGUGAGGACGUACAGUGCACUGUGCCAGCAAGCAAACAGACAUCAGGAGAGACAUAUACCUCAGCUUUGGUUAGAGACGGAAUCUUCAAAAGAAGAUGUGGAUUAUUUACUAAAUUGGAACAUUAUCAAAUAUGAAAAGGCCCUUGCAAUGUUUAAGAUUUAUUUAUUUGUUAGUCCUGAGCGGGGAUAUUUCUAGUCAUUUUAAAUGAAGGGGAGAAACAUAUGUUUCAUUCAAGUCCCAAAUUAAUUUUAAAUGAUUAGAUUUAUGUUUUUUAAUUCUUAAUGAAUUCAUGCGUUUGCCCUUAUGCAAUGCUGAAAGGUGACUGCUACGAGUAUGAUGUCACAACAUUUUAAACGAGAAAUCUCGACUUGAACCGAAAUUCAGUGAGGUGCGAUAUAGCCUACGCUAACCUCGCAUAACACCACAGCGAUGAUGCAUAUUAUUUCACACAAACAUUCAUAAAUGUCUACCACAGCUUGAGGUGGCAUGACAGAUGCAGUCCCUCGAAUUACGUGGUUUGUUGGCAUGAGACAUCGGGAAUGUUUGUGUAUGCUUGUGUCAAGCAUUAUAACGGGUUAUGCAGGUGGUUUAGGAAGAGAUUAAACUUAGGCAACAAUAUUUACUUCAGACUGAGAUGCAACAAUCAGUUUUCCGUAGGUUUACACCCGUCCAGAAACUCUGCAGUCAAGUCAAAGAAACCUGGGCAGCAGUGGGGUGGGAUUUAUUAAUUUGAAUGGUUCAGCUGAACACAAAAUGACAGUUAUGAGCUUUUUUUUAAAGUCAGCCAUAUGCACCAUGCUGUGAGUCCCUUGCUUUAUUAUGUAUAACAGAGAGUGGGGGGGGUUCUGACCUCCACAAUAAUUCCGACAGCAUCAGUGCGCAGCAGACAUGUUGUCUCAAAGACGGAACCGUUUCAGAUGAAAGAACACAGAAUGUAUAUUUGAAAAAUACA
Anguilla rostrata (American eel) is the source of this 4836-nucleotide messenger RNA. Its product is annotated as protein shisa-6-like. The record is from RefSeq and is a predicted model, not a curated record. NCBI's taxonomy places the organism in Eukaryota, Metazoa, Chordata, Actinopteri, Anguilliformes, Anguillidae. Gene Ontology annotation, biological process: regulation of AMPA receptor activity; regulation of short-term neuronal synaptic plasticity. Gene Ontology annotation, cellular component: AMPA glutamate receptor complex; postsynaptic membrane; postsynaptic density. The coding region runs from base 674 to 2290 and encodes 538 amino acids. The transcript is spliced from 8 exons.